CCUCAUUGCGACUGCGCAAGGAAGUCCUUUCGAAACCAGGACAGCUAAUCGGUGCGUGACCUGGCGAAUGGUAUGCUCAAAACGGAAGUGCACAAAAACAAACAGUAAAAGAGCAGACUUCCGCUUUUCGCAGCAUGAGCUCACACUAUCUCAAUUCCUGUGUGAAAGUGCCAAUCGAUCCUUGUAACAACUGUCCGGCUCCGGUCUACAACCGCCCUAAGCUCUGUUCCCUUGGAGGAAAGAAGCCGACAGAUAAGACUCCCAUUGCGUCACCGAAGAACGAGACACCUGCGUGGAGCACCCAGAUGGGUGUCAGGUCCCUUGCUAAAUUCUAUGAUAGUAUACCUGACUACUGUGAUGUUAAGCACCUGCAGCAUUCCGAGUUCUACUCCACGCUAGAGAGUCUUCGAAGCACAAGCCGUGAACUGCGGUCCCAGCCAGCUGCUGCUCCGACUCGAGAGCGAUGCGCCAGUGCCAGCAGCAGUUCUAUGGGUCCUGGAAAGUCUAAGAAACGACCGUCCAAAGGGAAGAAGAUAAAAAAGCGUCCUCUGACACUGGAUCCUGCUCCUCCGCCACCAAUCGUAGUGAUCCCCGAGCAUCAGAAUAGAUGUGACACUCACCCAGUGGUCCAUACUCCGAAUUCCAGUUGUCUUAGCGAGGAGUACGACAAGUGCCUCAGGGAUUUGAGUCGUCUAAAGAGCUUUAAGGAGGAUUUUGCCGUAGAGGUGGCGGAUUUUAAAAGGUCGCUGAAAAGUUUCGAAGCAGAGUUUCGCAGGCCAAAAUCCACCAGCAGCAAUGGGACUCAAACACAGACCCACAGCCAGACCCAGAGCCAAAACCGUUCCCAGCCAACUUCCAAUCCAGGCCAACAUACAGCAGAACGGGCUAAAUGUCGGAGAGAAAUGCUGCGCAGGUGCUUUAGUGUCAAUGAUCUUCAAGGAUGUUCAACUACCUCAGAACGCCAAUCCAAACCUUCGAAACCAGUUCAGCCUGCGCUCAGCAACUAUUUCCCCCACCGUAAGGAGGAAGAGGUCCCCAAAAUACAGAUACAAUCGCCCACCACUUCAUCGAAGCGAAGCAGUAGUGCCUCCACUGUAGGAAGAGUUCGAGGAAGACGUGGCAGGGGGAGGAAAACGAAGCCAAGUUCUACCGCUAAGGAUGAGAAGCCACUGCCACCGCUAAGCAUCUUCGACCUGCCGGAGGAACCGAUCCAAAGACGAACGCCCAGUGUGUCGCCAUUACACCCAGUUUCUCGGCCAAAUCUUGCAGCCACUUUGAGGGCAGAAGUUUCCAGGAAAAAGGUUAAGGAGCUAAAGAACAACUGCACCUUUCAUGACCCCCGUCCGCAAUUUGACUGGGAGGUGAGAAAGACCCCUGCUUGGAAGUCACUGUCCCUAAACGAAUCUCACAAGGCUUUGUUAUCAAUUCGGUUAGCCACCCGGAAGGCAGAGCAAGCUUUCCAAGAACGCCAAUACGAAUUGCAUAUGGAAAUGAUGCGACAGCGGGUAAAAUCCGCUCCUCUUCUCCUCGAGGGCCCCACCUUCUGGGGACCGGAAGUAGGCAAGCUGACCCACACCUGUCGUAGCGAGGAAAUGCGCCACUCGUGCGAGGGCAGCCGGCAGCGGAGGAAGAAAAAGUCGGAGUGCCCAGUCCCAGAUACAGAUACCAAGCUCCAGCAGCUGCGCAAAAUUUAUGGUUCUGAAAAGUCCUGCUCGAGGCAAUCUCAAAGAAGCAAGCGCUCUGGAAGACGGCCACAUGGACUAGUUACAGAGACGCCCACCCACGAUAGCGGCGACGACCUGUGCAGCGUAGAUCGUGCCUUCCUCUAGAGAAUCACCUAAUUUCUAAACACCUAGUCACAAUAUAUGUAUUCUUUUUG
This is a messenger RNA of Drosophila eugracilis, 1879 nucleotides long. RefSeq lists its product as uncharacterized. Bases 135 to 1829 code for a protein of 564 amino acids. The transcript has 4 exons. NCBI's taxonomy places the organism in Eukaryota, Metazoa, Arthropoda, Insecta, Diptera, Drosophilidae. The record is from RefSeq and is a predicted model, not a curated record.